Setaria italica (foxtail millet) is the source of this 2541-nucleotide messenger RNA. RefSeq lists its product as uncharacterized. The coding region runs from base 1493 to 2080 and encodes 195 amino acids. The record is from RefSeq and is a predicted model, not a curated record. NCBI's taxonomy places the organism in Eukaryota, Viridiplantae, Streptophyta, Magnoliopsida, Poales, Poaceae. The transcript has 2 exons.
GGGACAAACGGACCCAACCUACUUAACCGUCGUUCUCUUCUCCCCCCGUCGGUCACGAGCCCACGAGGCCACGACAGGCGCGCCGGCCGGCUUCGUCAGGUCAGGUCGUCUCCCGCGACCCCACCCGCCGCGCCCGCAUGCGUGUCAACCCCUUACGGGGGCGGCCGGGAUUCCGGCGCAACCGCGAGGAGGAUCGGGCGGAUCCCGGGUCCCGACACGCGGCGCGGCACGAACCGCCCGGCCGCGCGCACGGGCCCCUAACUCCUACUAAAUAACCAGUCGCCUGCCUGAUGAUGGCUCGCGCUCGCCCAGUGCCCCGGGUCAGCAGCUGGGUUGGUUUGGUUGUUGAGGGAGGGAGGGGGCGAGUGCGCGCGGCCGGCACGAUGCCUUGGCCCGCGUCCGCACUGCCUCACCUCAGACUUCACUCCCUGUCCCUGGCCCAGGCGCGACACUAGCAGCAGCUCGAUCGGCUGCCUCGCCUCGCCUCGCCGCGCGUCCCACGUGCCGGCGAGAUAGUCUGGCGGAUGUGCUCAUGUGCAGGUAUGAGGUAGCGGCUCCGCUUGGCUCGUCGAUCUUUUUCCGCCGCGUACGCCGCCCCACUUCUACCUGCUCGCACGCGCAACGAUGUCGCCGGGUGUGAUGCUUGCUUGCCGUCACCGAUGAGCCACCGUCGAGGUUUCAGUUCGAGGUUGUCGGGACCUGGUUGUCCUCCCGUGAGCGUAAAGGUGCUUGAGGAACGCCACUAGGAGGUGCUUCAGUGGUUGGGUACUAGUGUUAGUGGUGGAGAUGGUUCGAGGGCCAUGGCAGAGCAUCGUGUUGCCGGUUAUGCUUGGGAGUCCUGUGAUUUGAAUAAGAUCUUACCAUGACUUCAAUUUUAGAAAGACACGAAAGUGCAAAUUUGUAGGGUCGCUUCUGCAACCGGGUAACUACUAGCGCUGAAAAAAAAAUGUCUUCAGAUCCCCCACCUGAAUUGAUUAAUGGCCUUACGGAAAGCCAAAAAGCCUUACAGUGAUCGUUUCACCAUAUGAGGUAAAAACACGAAAAAGACUAUGAUCUACAUGGGAUCAACGCAGUGGCACCAGGACUCUGCUAUUCUUCUGUCUUUGCGUGGCCAGCUAUUAUUUCCACUUCUGCGACGAUGGAUUGCAUCCUUACCUAAUUUGGGAAGCUACCAUUUGUUGAAUUGAUAAAUGACUAGUAGAAAUGUCCGUGCGUUGCUACGUAUUUUUACAUGCUCGUAGCUUAUUAUUCUUUUUUUUCAUGUAUGGUUGUUUUUUUUAAAAUAGUAUGGUUGCUUAGCGUCUCAUUUUGUAGGAACAUUUAGAGCACCCAAGAGAGAUGUAUGUUAAAAUAAAAGAUCUCAUGAUGUUUGAAGUUUAGAUAACUUAUAUUGAAUACAAAGAUAUCUAAAUAAAGUUAUAAUGUGAAAAUAUUAUAUCACCAAGCAUUGCACAAACUCUCCUGAGUAAUACGCUAAGAUACGGAAUGACUAAUGCAGCCCAAACCGGCCCACUACACCCUACCAGCCAACUCCCCGCAGUCACAAGGUCGUCAUGUUUGUCCCGUCACUGUGCUCGGGUUUGACGCGCCGGCCCACAUCCUCAACUCUAACUCCACGGUUCUGCCUGACGCUGCCGGCCGGUGCCGCCGCCACGGCCUGCCCUUGCUCGCUGCUGACCGUCCACGGGAUUCCGGCUCGCGGGACGGCGGGAGGGACACUACUACGCGUCUACACCAGGCACAUAAGUCUGAACUGAAGUCACACUGCAUCCUGUCUGUGUCACUGGCCACCGGCGGCGGAGGAGCAGGGCAUCAACCAAGUGGCGGUGAGGCAACCAUGGAGGAGCAGCAGCUUUGCGCUCUACUCCACGACCUCGAUGCGCUCAAGCAGCGCCCCGACGACCCCGCCUCCAUCGAUCGGAUGCGAGAUCGGGUGGUGGCGAUGUUGAGCCCGGCCUCCGACGCCGCCUCCUCCGACCAUGCCAUGGCCUCCUCGUGCGCGGCGGCCAUUCCUACCGCUGGCGGGCAGAUCUCGACGAGAAGAUCUCGUGGAAGGGUGGCGGCGGGGGGAGCGCGGUGACAUCGACGUCGUGGAGGUGGACCUGGAGUGGCACGGCGACACCCCAGACCCGCCACGCUGCCGCCUCCGACCACGCCGCGGCCUCCUUGUGCGCGGCGGCCAAUCCCGCCACCGGCGAGCAGAUCUCGGCUGGCACAUCUCGUGGAAGGGUGGCGACAGAUUAGAUUGGGCGCUUCACUGGGACCAUGGGCCUCGGAUCUCUGGUGAGUCCAUGUCACCAGUGGGACCACGGGCCUCAGGAAGCAGAGUAGAGUAGAGAGAGGAAGAUGCGGAUCCGAUUUUUGGUCUGGGGAUUUUUGUCUGGCGAACAGGGACUGCGGGUUGAUUGCUGAAAAUUUGAGGGGAUUUUUUUGCAAAAUGCCCACGACGGUUGACGGUUGAAAGAAACAUCCUCUCUUUAAUAUUAGGUAUAGAUUAUGCAAUGGUGAUCCUUAUAUGAACUAAUUGUUCUACACUUCUUA